AUGCUCUUCGCUGUCACUCUCACUCUUGCCGCUGCGGCUGCCGUUUCUGCAUCGCCACUUGAGCCUCGGGCCAAGACGGCUGUUCUCCCCUUGAAGCACGUCGUCAAAGCUAGUUCUAUCAAGGCCAUUGCCCAGAAAGGCCAGGCUCGCCUUCGCAACGUCAACGGAGAGGCCAGCUUCCACGUCGAUGCCGCUGGCUCUGGCUCCGUCAUUAACGAGGAUGUCUCCUAUGUCGCCCCUGUCGUGAUUGGAGGCAAGACCUGGAACCUCAUUGUUGAUACUGGAUCUUCAAACACUUGGUGUGGUGCUCAAGCCUCGUGUGAGCCAACAUCCACCGGCAAGUCUACAGGCGGCUCUGUCAGCGUCUCUUACGGCUCUGGGUCAUUCUCUGGUAGAGAGUACACGGACAAGGUCAGCUUCGGCGGCCUCACUGUUGCAGCACAGUCGAUUGGUGCUGCCAGUAGCGCUACUGGCUUCUCAGGUGUAGAUGGCAUCAUCGGCUUUGGUCCCGUUGGUCUCACCUCGAGCACUGUCUCCAACGCCAACACCGUGCCAACUUUUAUGGACAACCUCUACAGCCAAGGCUCUAUCUCAUCCGAGGUGCUCGGUGUUUCUUUCCGACCAGAGUCUGGCAGCGAUGAUGAUGACGCUAAUGGAGAGUUGACCCUUGGAGGUGUCGACAGCUCCAAGUACUCCGGUUCCAUCACCUACUUCCCCGCUCUUAGUAGUGGCACAGCUGCUCGGUACUGGGGUAUCUCUGUCUCUGGCUUUACCUAUGGAUCUACAACCCUUGGCACAUCUGGAAGCGGCAUUGUCGACACUGGCACUACGCUCAUCUACAUCCCUACCGGUGCCUACAACAAGUUCCUGUCUGCCGCAGGUGGUUCGACUGAUAGCUCAUCCGGCCUUGCUGCCUUUACCAAGAAGCCCACCGCCAACUUUGGUAUCAAGUUCGGGUCAACAACUUAUACUCUCACACCUGCGCAGUACUUGAUUCCUACUGCUCAGUACGCCAACUUUGGUUUGAGCUCUGGCAAGUACUACGCCUGGAUCUUUGACGGAGGCUCUUCUGGUGUCAACACUAUCAUCGGACAGAAGUUCCUCGAGAAUUAUUACUCUGUGUACGAUACCACCAACUCCCGUAUUGGUUUCGCUACGGCUGUCUAA
This is a messenger RNA of Fusarium poae, 1167 nucleotides long. RefSeq lists its product as uncharacterized. NCBI's taxonomy places the organism in Eukaryota, Fungi, Ascomycota, Sordariomycetes, Hypocreales, Nectriaceae. The coding region runs from base 1 to 1167 and encodes 388 amino acids. The transcript has 2 exons. Gene Ontology annotation, molecular function: aspartic-type endopeptidase activity. The record is from RefSeq and is a predicted model, not a curated record. Gene Ontology annotation, biological process: proteolysis.